UGUUUUCUGUCAAUGUCGAAUUAUUGUUGGAUUUGCCCAAACUAAAAUUCGCAACUAUUUAUAUUUAUUUAAUUUUAAGAACACUAAAAAUGGGCUUGUUUGGUAAAUCACCGGAGCGAAAUCCGAAAGAAAUGGUAAAUGAGUGGUCUCAUAAACUUCGUAAAGAAGGCUAUAAUUUGGAUAGACAAAUAAGAGCUAUACAAAGGGAAGAGGAAAAAAUUAAAAGAUCUUUAAAGGAGGCUGCGGGCAAAAAUGAUAAGCAAGUGUGUACAAUAUUAGCAAAGGAAAUAAUUAGAUCAAGGAAAGCAAUAAGUAAAAUAUACACAAGUAAAGCCCAUCUCAACUCUGUUCAGAUGCAGAUGAAAAACCAAUUAGCCACAUUAAGGAUAGCUGGAUCAUUGCAGAAGUCAACUGAGGUGAUGCAAGCAAUGCAAGCUCUAAUAAGAUUACCUGAAGUGGCACAGACCAUGCAGGAGUUGAGCAAGGAGAUGAUGCGUGCAGGUAUCAUUGAGGAAAUGCUUGAUGAGACCAUGUCCGCUGUGGAGGAUGAAGAGGAAAUGGAGGAAGCUGCACAGAGUGAAGUUGAUAAGGUGUUGUGGGAGCUAACACAAGGCAAGCUGGGAGAAGCACCGGCACCGCCUAGCGCGGUCGGCGCGCCCUCCACCAGCCGCGAGCCAGCCGUGCCCGACGAGACCGAGCUGGAUGAGAUGCAGUCCCGCCUUGAAUCACUACGCUCCUAGCCAUGUAUGAUGCCCAGGAUGGCAACAUUGAGACCCACAGAGGUACGCAACGCCUUAAUUUGUGUAAAUAUUUGUUACGAUUUAAUAAGAACAAAUUCAAUUAAACUUGUUAUGUGAAUGCUUGUCUAUUUUUGUCAGCUUUAUAUUUUCGAAUAUUACUAUAUAUGUGAACAUUUACUUAGGGCACACAGAUAAAUAUAAAAU
This is a messenger RNA of Papilio machaon (common yellow swallowtail), 944 nucleotides long. It is a transcript of the gene Vps24, whose product is annotated as charged multivesicular body protein 3. Bases 90 to 740 code for a protein of 216 amino acids. The record is from RefSeq and is a predicted model, not a curated record. Lineage: Eukaryota; Metazoa; Arthropoda; Insecta; Lepidoptera; Papilionidae. Gene Ontology annotation, cellular component: multivesicular body; ESCRT III complex. Gene Ontology annotation, biological process: late endosome to vacuole transport; protein transport; endosome transport via multivesicular body sorting pathway. The transcript has 7 exons.